Molecule: messenger RNA, 902 nt
Organism: Ceratitis capitata (Mediterranean fruit fly)
Lineage: Eukaryota; Metazoa; Arthropoda; Insecta; Diptera; Tephritidae
Product: serine protease SP24D-like
Exons: 2
Coding region: 39-824 (261 amino acids)
Biological process (GO): proteolysis
Molecular function (GO): serine-type endopeptidase activity
Source: RefSeq, a predicted model, not a curated record
CGGAGCAUUCAAAGCAUUUUAAGACUGUUAAAGGCAAAAUGCUAAAUACAAAUUCAUUCGCAAAGGUGCUCAUAUUCAUCUGUUUGGUGGCUGAAGUCAUACCGCAGGAAAAUGACUCGGCAGUAGUGCGACCAAGCCCACGUAUUGUCAAUGGUGCAUUUGCGGCCAGAGGUCAAUUCCCCUACCAGGUAUCGGUGCGUGUUAAUGGUGAACAUUCUUGUGGUGGUGCGUUGAUCUCUCAAAAUUAUGUCGUCACAGCAGCACAUUGCGUAUCCAGUAUUCCAGCCGAUUUUCUACAGGUUCAAGCUGGUUCUCUUAAUCGCUCUACAUCCGGUUGUACCAUACAAGUAGAGCGUGUAAUUUCCUAUCCCUACUAUAAUUUCGAUAACGACAUUGCGCUGCUCAAAUUGGAGCAGAAAAUUAAUUACACCGCUGAAAUUCAACCAAUAGGCUUGGCUGCUCGAGAAGUGGCAAUUGGUGAGCAGGUUACCAUUUCUGGUUGGGGUCGCACAAGUGAUGGUGGUCCAUUCUCAGAAACUUUAAAAUAUAGCCGCUCGCUGACAACUUUGAGCAAUGAACAGUGUACCCGUGAAUCUGGUCCGUUGAGCUAUGGCGUUCUGUGUCUUGCUAAACAGAGUUAUAAUAAAGGCUUCUGUGAUGGUGAUGAUGGUGGUCCGGCUGUGUACAGGGGUGUGCUGAUUGGCAUUGCCAGUUAUAAUACCAAUGGUUGCGGUUCUUCUAAGCCAGAUGGUUAUACCAAGGUGUCUUACUACAGGAGUUGGUUGAUUCAAAACUCGGAUUUAGGUGAAACAACUGCUGGCUAAAAAAAAAAGUUGGAAUAUCUUAAUUGAGGCUUUAAAGCAUAAAUAAAAAUAAUACAAAUUUCUGUAAAGCAUUUCAAA